Messenger RNA from Uloborus diversus, 792 nucleotides. RefSeq names its product gastrula zinc finger protein XlCGF49.1-like. The transcript is spliced from 2 exons. Gene Ontology annotation, molecular function: RNA polymerase II cis-regulatory region sequence-specific DNA binding; DNA-binding transcription factor activity, RNA polymerase II-specific. Lineage: Eukaryota; Metazoa; Arthropoda; Arachnida; Araneae; Uloboridae. The record is from RefSeq and is a predicted model, not a curated record. Gene Ontology annotation, biological process: regulation of transcription by RNA polymerase II. Bases 1 to 792 code for a protein of 263 amino acids.
AUGAAACACGUCAAUGAUGACACCGUCAGUAUAAUAUCAAGAUCUGUCAAGGUUGAUGCAAGAAAUUUCGCUAGUAUGGAGACAGGUUUUAAGGCACACCUGAGAAGCCAUACCGGCGAGAAACCGUAUUUCUGUGAACAUUGCUCAAAGACAUUUUCUACCUCUUCUAUUUUAAAAACACACUUAAGAAUCCAUACCGGCGAGAAACCGUAUCACUGUGAAAUUUGUUUGGAGACAUUUUCUAGUGCUUCACAUAUAAAGUCGCAUAUGAGAAUACAUACAAACGAGGAACCAUAUUCCUGUGAACAUUGCUUAAAGGUACUUUCCAAUGCUUCAGGCUUAAAGAGGCAUCUGAGAAUCCAUACUGACGAAAAACCUUACACCUGUGAUCAAUGCUCUAAGGCAUUUUCCAACGCUACAGGCUUUAAGGCACACCUGCGAAUCCAUACGGGCGAGAAACCGUAUUCCUGUAAAUAUUGUUCAAAGACAUUUUCCUUCGCUUCAAAUUUAAAGACACACCUGAGGAUCCAUACUGACGAGAAACCGUAUUCCUGUAAAUAUUGCUCGAAGACAUUUUCCGACAUGACUGGGUUCAAAAGACAUUUGAGAAUCCAUACUGGUGAGAAACCAUAUUCCUGUGAACAUUGCUCAAAAGUAUUUUCCCAAUGUUCAAGCUUAAAGAGGCAUCUGCGAAUCCAUACUGACGAGAAACCUUACUCCUGCAAAGUUUGCUCUAAGGCAUUUAUCGACCGUUCACAUUUAAAGACACACAUGAGAAGUCAUGAAGGUUAG